CACACAGACACCAGCGUCUCUCCCCCCCCCCUCUUCACACAACCUCUAGCAAUCCAUUUUGAAGUCGUCAAUGUGGUCUUCAGUAAAAGGGGCGUGUGCUGGGGGCUAUUUCGGGGCUUGCGCUGCAACGAUACCGUAGGCACCGCCCAUGUCUAGAGCAGUAGUGGUGAUGGAGCGUGCGUUGCCACCACUCCCGUACACGAUCUUACCGUUGACACAUGAUCCUUGGCCUCUUGACCAAAAGGACCAACAUUCGACGACAACACAUGUCCCGUCCUAUUCAUCGUCGCUGCUUCUGAAAGCGUUGCUGGCGGCGUUUGUCCUGGUGAUGAUCAUCGUCACUGUGGUCGGCAACGCACUGGUCUUUCUGGCCGUCGUAUUGGUGCGGAAACUCCAACAACCCGCCAACUUCCUCAUUGUUUCUUUGGCCAUUGCUGACUUUUGCGUCGGAAUGCUGGUGAUGCCACUUGCUCUCGUUGAUCUGCUUUUCCCUGAAUGGCCCCUGGGCAGGUCGAUGUGCAAGUUAUGGACGACUGCCGACCUGACUCUUUGCACAGCUUCCAUAGUGAGUCUAUGUGCAAUAUCUGUGGAUCGCUACCUCGUCAUCACAAGGCCUCUGACAUAUUCGGCGAUGAGAACGAAACGUAGAAUGCUUGUCUAUGUAGCAGUUGUAUGGUUAAUUGCAGCAGUUGUUAGCCUAUCAUCGCAUAUCAUUGCAAAUCUGCUCGAUACCUCGGAGUCAGACAGUAGGAUUUGUCAGGUCAUCCAACAUUUUGCAUAUCAAAUUUAUGCGACAAUCAUUGCCUUCUAUGGACCAACACUCAUCAUGCUGAUACUGUAUGUGCAGAUUUGGCGUGCAGCCAAUCAAAUCGCACGAAAAGACCACGAUCAGACGACUCACACACAUGCGAUCGACGAGAAAAAUGCAAAAGACCAUGUAGACAUGAUACCGGAGUCACGAAGUUCCAUACAAAUCGUGAAGAAUGACCAUCGUGGAUAUCUGCAGCGGCCGAGUGCAUUACUACAUGCUGUUAAAGUGCCUUUGAUUCGACAAAAUGAUGGCAACGAUUGCAAAGCUCGAAAGACCUUGGGAAUGAUUAUGAGUGUAUUUAUCAUCUGUUGGCUGCCGUUCUUUAUACUGGCACUGGUGAAAACUUGCCAUCCUGUGCCUUAUUGGUUAGAUGUGUUUACCCUAUGGCUUGGAUAUUCAAACAGCACUUUGAAUCCCGCUAUCUACUGUAAGUACAACAAGGAUUUUCGCGUUCCGUUUCGAGAAAUGCUGGCUUGCCGUUGUGCUACUUUACAGGAUGUGAUGAGGCAGCAGUCUUUCACUAGUCGAUAUGGACCAGUCAUUCCUCGAAGGAAUGACAGUCAUCCGGAAUGCUCAGAUGUAUAAAUCAGCGCUCCAGUUCCAAGAAAUUAGAACCAUAUCGCCAAAGCUGCGAAGACAUGACCUAUAGCGGUCCACUCCCUUGGAAGAAGCCUUUACCCAUAAAGCGCUCAAAUAUUUCUGUCAUAAACGUCAUCUUGCCACCUUACGUCAUCCAGGUCAUGUAUUCAGGUUACAUGUCUCACCAAAGAGUGUAUGUAUAGCAGAAAAUUGAGUGUUUAUACGGUGCCUCAUGCAGUGAACUUAGAAUUCACUUCAUUUAGAUGUUAUAAUAGAAAAUUAUCAUUUGCCUCCCAUAUCGGCCAUGUCGGGAUACUAGGUGCCAAUAGAGCUUCUAUUAUGUUCAAUUAAUUCUUUAUCUGUUUUUCAAUGCUUUCUUCUUGCGAUGUUUGUAGCAAUAAUGUGACUAUUAAUUUAUUCGAUGCUUUUCAAUGUCGUAAUGCAACAUAGAACCGGUUAAAUUCACUUCGUUUUGUUGCCAAACUAGUUGCCUUAGACUGUGAAUCUGACUUAUUUCGUCAGUUGUGUCUUGUACGGGCCAUAGUGUGAAGAUAUCUCUAGAC
Molecule: messenger RNA, 1953 nt
Organism: Cylicocyclus nassatus
Lineage: Eukaryota; Metazoa; Nematoda; Chromadorea; Rhabditida; Strongylidae
Source: the annotation of a GenBank genome assembly